Molecule: messenger RNA, 2694 nt
Organism: Durotheca rogersii
Lineage: Eukaryota; Fungi; Ascomycota; Sordariomycetes; Xylariales; Xylariaceae
Product: kinase-like protein
Exons: 5
Coding region: 1-2694 (897 amino acids)
Biological process (GO): peptidyl-serine phosphorylation; peptidyl-threonine phosphorylation
Cellular component (GO): nucleus; cytoplasm
Molecular function (GO): protein tyrosine kinase activity; protein serine/threonine kinase activity; ATP binding
Source: RefSeq, a predicted model, not a curated record
AUGGAUCAAUGGCAGGGCUACUCCGACGCCGUUGGCGGUUCGAGACGGUACAACGGCGGCAAUCAAAUGACUCCAGGCGGUAGAGACUACGGCCAGCAACCUACCCAGGUCCAGCCUCCCGUCGCCUUCAAGUAUGAUCAAUAUCAAGGCGGCAUGAGUUCGCAUCCCUCCCAGCCGCCCGCCGCGACCUCGCCCAUCACAACCCCGCAGCUGCGCGAUGGGAAUGGCGACGUCCCCAUGCAAGACGUCCACGACCCUUACGGAGGCAUCAAAUACCCCAUGCGCCCACAUCACCAGUCGCACCUCGCUAGCGGCCGGCCCGCGAACCUUCAUUCCCCGUCUGAGCCCUCCGCCGCUGCCCAGCGGUAUUCGCCCAUGGAGGUCCUCUCGCCAACGUCGCCGUACGCACCCAAAGCAGCACCGAGCCAGGCUGCGCAGUUCUCGGCACCUCACGCCCAGCGACAGUCGCCAACCCGACCUGACUAUCCACCGCAGAGUUCCUCAUACUAUACCCGGCCGAGCAAUUCUCAACUUCCCCCCCUAACGCCCUACGCAAGUUCUCAGGAGGGUUAUCCCACGUCUGCUAUCACUCCCGUGGACGGUGCCUAUCCCAGUGACCCGAAAUCGCCGCGGAGGCCGCUCCAGCCCGCCUUGAACAUCUCAACCGAGAAACGACCCGUACCCCAAUUCAAGAAUGUUGGGGCCGUGGCAGAUCUACGGCCAAAAGUCAACUCUCAGCCGCCAUUCCGGCGCGCGAAUCCGGAAGGGGGUUUCAUAAGCCCUCUCCAAGCCCUCACGGUCCAUCUACCCGCGACGUAUCGCAUAUGCAACCCCAACUUCAAAUACGAGUCCUCGCGGAAUCCUCGUCGGGUGCUGACGAAACCGAGCAAGGGGACGAAGAACGAUGGCUACGAUAACGAGGAUAGCGAUUACAUUCUAUACGUCAACGACAUUCUAGGUUCGGAGGAAGGAGGGCACAAGAAUCGAUAUCUGAUCUUGGAUGUACUUGGACAGGGAACCUUUGGACAGGUUGUCAAGUGCCAGAAUCUAAAAACCCAAGAGGUUGUCGCUGUCAAGGUCAUCAAAAACCGCACAGCGUACUUCAACCAGAGCAUGAUGGAGGUGUCCGUUCUGGAUUUGUUGAAUACGAAGCUUGACAAGAACGACGAUCACCACCUCCUUCGUCUCAAGGAUACGUUUAUCCACAGACAGCAUCUAUGCUUGGUGUUCGAGCUCUUGAGUGUGAAUCUCUACGAACUCAUAAAGCAGAACCAAUUCCGAGGUCUCAGCACGACGCUCGUCCGAGUGUUUGCGCAGCAGCUCCUGAACGGUCUCGCCCUUCUUAACAAGGCCCGGCUUAUACACUGCGACCUGAAGCCCGAGAAUAUUCUACUGAAAAAUCUCGAGAGCCCCAUCAUCAAGAUUAUCGACUUCGGUUCGGCCUGCGAUGAGCGGCAGACAGUAUACACAUACAUCCAGUCUCGCUUCUACCGGUCUCCCGAAGUAUUAUUGGGCCUCCCGUAUUCCUCUGCGAUUGAUAUGUGGUCGCUCGGCUGUAUCGUCGUCGAGCUCUUCCUCGGCUUGCCGCUUUUCCCAGGAUCCUCCGAGUAUAAUCAAGUCUCGAGGAUCGUCGAGAUGCUCGGGAAUCCCCCGAACUGGAUGAUCGAGGUUGGCAAGCAGGCUGGCGAUUUCUUCGAGAAGAGACAAGAUGAGUUCGGUCGGAAAACCUACCACCUCAAAAGCAUGGAGCAAUAUUCGAGAGAGCGCGGAACGAAGGAACAGCCCAGUAAGAAGUACUUCCAAGCGAGUACGUUACCAGAGAUCAUAAAGUCGUACUCGAUGCCACGGAAGAAUAUGAAGCCAAGCGAAAUCGAUCGCGAAAUGAACAACAGGAUCGCCUUCAUCGACUUCGUACGCGGCCUAUUGACGAUCAGUCCCCUCGAGCGGUGGUCGCCGCAACAGGCCAAGCUGCAUCCAUUCAUCACCCAGCAGAAGUUUACAGGCCCAUUCGUGCCGCCGAUGAAUUUGAAAUCAAGCUCUCUAAAUCGCUCUCCCGCCCCAGGCACCCAGCAACAGGUGCAGGCCGCCGAGCUCAGCAAGCAAAGAGCGCAGGCCGCUCAAGCGCAAGCGCAAGCGGCCGCUCACGGGGCUUACGCGAUGCAGAACAACACAUAUGCUCCUGCUCCACACGGGCAGCCUGCCAUCUAUCAGAACAAUGGCCUGUACAAUCCCGGGAGCAGCCACGGCGGCGCGCCGCCGCCGCCGUACGCUGCCCAACCUGCGCCGUAUGCCCAAACGGUCCUGAGCCAGCCACCUACGCAGAUGCCACCUGCCAACUACGGCCCCAUGCAGCAACCAAACUUGUACCAGCAAGCUACGGUUCGGGCUGGGCGCCAACGCGCUUCGACGAUGGACCAACAGCAGAGCGGCAUCCCCGCAGCAAUACAGCGAGUCGCCAGUCACCUCGACCCCAACCAACCCAUCAGAUUACAACCCAGUCCGGCAUAUUAUCCACCGCCAGCGGACGGCAUGGGUCUCACAGAUCCCGGCGCCGGUCGGGUAGCCGGAAGGAGGGACAGUAGGUCGCAGAGGGGAGGCGCCCGGGGGAACCGCGACUUCAUCCGCAAUUUGGAAGAAAGGACGCUCGAAGAAGGGUUUAUGGGGGGUAGCGGGGGCCAGAGUUCGUGGCAUUGA